AUGCAACAACUGGAAAGUGCCGUGGAAACCUUCCAGCAGGUCGUCCCGAUCGAAAAGCCCAAGCAGGAAGGUGUGGAGGGAAUAGGCGUGCCGUGUCCGGUUUGCGGGGUCUACUUCGAUAACCAGACCAGCGUACGUAAGCACCUUAGGCGCAAACACCCCGACUACCAGAUGCCGGAGAUCAAAUUUGACCCGGCUGAACAUGCCAUUGGAGGCCUACCGCAGUGUGCUGCAUGCAAGCACCGUUUCCAGAGCUGGCAGGAGCUAAAGGUCCACAUAGAAAAAGGCCGAUGCCACGAACAGGACGUGGAUACCCGGGAGCCGAACACCGGCCCCACACAGGAUGAACAAAUCCAGAUGUUCGGCUACCUGCUGCCGGGGCUGAGCGAAUCCAACAAGCGGCCUCCAGCAACGCCGCAACAGCAGAGCACCAAGGGGGAGGAGUCCGGCAAAGCCGGAGGCAAAGCAACUGGCCUAACGAUCACGGAGGUGAUGCUGAACCUGACAGAGAUCGAGCCGCUCAUUCUGGAGUCCUUGGUGUUGCGUUUUCACGCGCCGCGAAAGCUCAAGCCAACACCGGAGACGGAGAACAAGGCGGUCUUCAAGUUGGAGGUCUCACUUCGAAGCACAGAAGCAGAUCAACUAUACCAGAGCCUCGCGAAGCUGGAGAACAAUGCAGUAUGGCAACUCAUAGGAUGCCAGCUCAGAAAGGACGGCAUGCGCCGAUCCAACCCAGUGCAGGAGCUGAUGAAGCUGCUCAGCCAGGGAGGUUCCACCUGCUGGGGUGGGGACAACCACAUGUGCAACACGAUGCUGGACUUCACAGGCCUUCAACCGGAUGCGUGCAUCCAGGACACGCGCGUGAUCGAGCAAGUCGGAGACAUCAUCAACAGCAUCCAGACCACUCUCGGGAGAACGCUCAAAGACAGAAGCUCAGUGUUGCAUGAAGUCGAUGUGGAACGCAUGAAGGCUCUCGAGUGGAUCGACUCGGAGGGUCGGUGGGUUUAUCGGAAAUGUUCUCCGACUCAGGAGGCUCUGUACCUCGAUCAGUCCAGGAAGCCGAUUCCUCAAACAGCAUUCAUCGAGCAGCUGGGUCAGGCCAUGACUUUGCUGGCACGUCCGGAAAACAUGCCGAGAUUUCAGUCGAGGGAACUGGCGCCGGAGAUGAAGGGCUACGCGGUGACUUUUCAUGUGGACAUUGGGCUCCGCUCGGAAGCGGAGCCCCUGUGGCAGAUUUUCACAACAUGGGUGGACCUCCAGGCCUGGGUGUUGGGGGCGGUGAGAAUUCGGCCCCAUCGGCUGAAGCGCCCGCCCGCCGCCGAUCGCCUAUCAGUCUGGCUUGGCAAUCACUGA
Messenger RNA from Symbiodinium sp. CCMP2592, 1353 nucleotides. The record is from the annotation of a GenBank genome assembly. Lineage: Eukaryota; Dinophyceae; Suessiales; Symbiodiniaceae.